AUGUGGAACAUACUUCAUGUUCUCGUCCCUGCGGCCAUGUUCUUGGGCGGCGUCGACGUCGCGUUCGCUGUAGCAGGAGUGUCCACCUUCAACGAUUACUCUACGCAGACUGGUGUCGCGUGCUCUGGUUUCCAGCCAACGAAUAGCCAAGGAAACGGGAUCUUCGCCGCUGCUAUGAGUGACUUGUCCCCGCUAUGGGUUGGCGCGCGGUGCGAAGGCACAAUGGACGCCAGCAAGUGUAAUGGAAGUGGAUCGUGCGUUGAUUGCGCUGGACCGGCGUGUCCGGACGAGGAGCUCUGCGGCACGUGCUUCAACGUCCGAUGUACUGGCUCGCUGGACGGUGAAGUGGUCGGCGCAUGCACCAACAACACGAUCAAAGUCAAGAUAGUCGACGCCUGUCCUGCUACGCACCCGGAGAAUUUCUGCAAGAUCCCGGAGUUCGGUGGUGUGAGUACACGUAUUAUUGGCGCUCCCCUCUGCGGUCGGUCUGAUCGGUGGACUCAUCUUUGA
Molecule: messenger RNA, 510 nt
Organism: Dichomitus squalens LYAD-421 SS1
Lineage: Eukaryota; Fungi; Basidiomycota; Agaricomycetes; Polyporales; Polyporaceae
Exons: 7
Coding region: 1-510 (169 amino acids)
Source: RefSeq, a predicted model, not a curated record